Messenger RNA from Scophthalmus maximus (turbot), 2917 nucleotides. It is a transcript of the gene tpbg1b, whose product is annotated as trophoblast glycoprotein a. The record is from RefSeq and is a predicted model, not a curated record. The transcript has 2 exons. Gene Ontology annotation, biological process: negative regulation of canonical Wnt signaling pathway. Lineage: Eukaryota; Metazoa; Chordata; Actinopteri; Pleuronectiformes; Scophthalmidae. Gene Ontology annotation, cellular component: plasma membrane. Bases 277 to 1434 code for a protein of 385 amino acids. Gene Ontology annotation, molecular function: protein binding.
GACGCCCCGCUUUCCCCUCGGCAAAGGAGCGAGCAACCCCCCUCGGGUCGGCACGACCCCUUCUUGUGUUCUCAUGGAGAUCAGAGCCUGCCUCCCGGACCCACUUUCUGCAGAGAUGCAAAGUUGAGGCGCAUUCCCGGCCGGGAUGGUGAUGGUGAUGGUGACGUCUCGGAGGAGUUGAUCUUUCCGUCGGUCUCCCCCGUUUCUCGCCGCCGCGCGCUGCUGCGUCUUCGUCCGUGCGUCGCCGACUCUCGGAGCACACGCUCUCUGUCCAACAUGCUGGAUCUGGCGCGGCGCGUCCUCCUCUCCUCCUCCUCCUCCUCCUCCUCCGUCGUCGUCGUCUUCUUCUUCUUCUUCUCCUCCGCGCUCCUCUGCUCCGUCCGCGCGUCGUGCCCGCCGCGCUGCGAGUGCUCGGAGGCGGCGCACACCGUGAAGUGCGUCUCCAAGGAGCUGCGCGGUGUGCCGACGGGGAUCCCUGGCUACACCAGGAAUCUGUUCGUGACCGGGAACCAGAUCGGUCGCCUCGGUCCGGAGUCUUUCAGGGGUCUGGAGAACGUGACCAACUUGUCUCUGAGUAAUAACAGAAUUUCCGAGGUGGAAUCCCACACGUUCGCCGGACUCCGCAGCCUCCGCUCCCUUGACUUGAGUAACAACCAGCUGGCGGUCAUUCACCCAGAGGCCUUCACCGUCCCGAACCAGACGCUGCGAGAGCUCAACCUGAGCCGGGCCCUCUACAACCACUCGUCGGUGAUGGACUUGGCCACGUCCUUACGCUGGAGCUCCCUGGGGAGCCUGCAGGGACUGGACCUGUCUCACAACGGCCUCAUCUAUUUGCCGUCACACAUCUUCUCCCACCUGUCAAGCCUGCGGCGGCUCCAGCUGUCCAAUAACUCUCUGGUGGCGAUCCACAACGCCACCCUGUCAGGCCUGGAGCGCCUGGAGGAGCUGGACCUCUCGCUCAACGCCCUCAAGACGUUUCCCGAGGAGGGCCUGCGAGAGUUGGACUCUCUGCCCGGAGCAGCUCUCCUGCUGGGGGAGAACCCGUUCACGUGCACGUGUGGAAUUGAACCCUUUGCCCUGUGGCUCAACAGGUCGCAGGAGCGCAUUCGAAAUGUUGACAGCCUCGUGUGCUCCUUCCCGGCCAGCAUGAGAAACACGUCCAUGCUCGCGGUGGGCACAUUGACUCUAGGGUGCCACCAGAGGGGUGCAGGGGCAGACCUCGCCUUGCAGACCUCUUACGUCUUCCUCGGCAUAGUCCUGGGCUUCAUCGGCCUCAUCUUCCUGUUUGUGCUGUAUCUCAACCGCAAGGGUAUCAAGAAGCGGAUCAAUGACCUGCGGGACGCUUGCAGGGAGGUGUGGGAAGGCUACCACUACCGCUUUGAGAUAGACUCUGACCCCAGGUUAUCACAGAUCUCCACAGGCGCUGAUGCGUGAGAGGACAAUCACCCCCGGUGCAUUUUCAUAUGACUCUUUUCUAAUGCAUUUAUCAGUAGAAAGAUUGUAAAAAUUGUACAGAUUUGUGUGUAAAUAUAUAUAAACACAAUUGUGUUAAGCCUUUCAGCCCUGUCGAUUAAAGCAUGCAUGUUCCUCGUCGGGCAACUAAUAUUCUCCUUUAGUUCAGAAUGUUUUGGAUUUCUUUGUUCUGUCAGACAAAAUGUUCUAAAUAGAGUUCAUGGUUUGACUUUUCUCAUUAUCCUUGCCUGCUCCUUAUGAUCGCGUGAACAGUAAGUGCCUAAAAGUCAGGUUGGUAUUGUUUACCGACCAAUUAAGUGAUUUGAACUCAACCCACUUUUGGAUCGCGGCACACUUUCAUUCAGUACUCUGUCGGAUCUACUGGCGUGUAAAAACAAAGCGACAAAACGCUGCAAUAAAAAUCCUGACACUAUGAAAACAAACCUCUGGCAGUGUCAAGCACAAUCACUCAUUCAUCUUUGAACCGUUUCAAGCCCUUUGGUCACUUCGUCCUUCCGCCCCGGGGUGCCAGAAAGGAAUUAAGCCUCCAAGCUUGACUUAAGCCAUCCCUGAAAUCACCACUCUCCUUUUCUUUGGCUGUUGGAUUGAGAAAGUGGUGUGGGGGGGGGAUCUCCUAGCCCCCUCAUUUUUUUUUUCAUGAAACGUUGCUUUGUUUCAACCCCUUGAGUUUUAUUGUCAGAAUGAUGAGAACCAGUCCGGGCUGAGGCUGCUGAAAGCAAUCCCCCCUCUCUGCUCAAAGACAACAGUCCCUCUGGAGGCUCUUUGAAGGAAAAGUCUGGCUCUCCACAUUUUUCUGUUUAGGGGAUUUUUUUUUUCUUCUUCCAAUGAUAAGAUACAGAUGAUUCUCAAACACCAGCUACAUUGUUUCAUUCAGCAUUUUGCUCUGACCGGUUAUGUAGUGCUCCUUAUGAAAAGAAACAAGACUAUGUUCUUUAUCUUUUGAUUAUUAUCUACAUUGGAUGCCUUUAAAGUCGGUGUCCUUUCAAAGCAAGUUGUUUCCUAAGAUCAUUUCCUUACAAUAACACUGAAAUCCAGAGAUGUAAAAAAAAAAAUAUAUAUAUUUCUUUGUCAAAUCCUAAGCCAUAUGUCUUGCAUGCAUGUUUAAAAUAUAACCUCACAGUGAAUGAAUCCAAAACAAAAUAUGAUAAUCCUCUGUUCUUGAAUGUCACAUAUGUUGUUCCCAUUUUUUUCUUCCAAAUGGCGACAUGACAGCAGCAAGUGAGACAAACACACGCAGAGAGAAGGGAUGGCAAUCUGCCAUUGCUCAAAGUGUUUAUUGCCCAAACUGUUUGCUAUCUAGGUAUUUGGAUUGGAGGGGUGGGGCGGGGGGGGCAGACUCCCAUUGUUCAAAAGCCAAAGUAGCAUCUUCACCCUUUUCUGAUGUUCUGCAAGCUCCUCUCUUUACCGCAUGUGGAAAAAAGUAAAUAAAACGUUAUGAAGUCUG